Messenger RNA from Plasmodium gonderi, 2616 nucleotides. RefSeq lists its product as hypothetical. The transcript has a single exon. Bases 1 to 2616 code for a protein of 871 amino acids. Lineage: Eukaryota; Apicomplexa; Aconoidasida; Haemosporida; Plasmodiidae. The record is from RefSeq and is a predicted model, not a curated record.
AUGAAAUGGGAUUGGACAAGACAUGAUAGAGUUGCACGUAGAAAGAAAGUAAGAAAAAAGCUAGUAAAGCCAAAAAUGAAUAAUAAUGAACAGGAGAAAAAUCUGUUUAGUUCAAGUUCGGGAGAUGACAUGAAAAGAAGAAAAAUGAGAGAAAUUAUUGCUCCACAGAAAAAAAGAAACUUCUUUAGUGGUAAUAAUGAAAAGGACAAAGACAUUCCUGAGGGAAAUGACGUGAAGAAUAAAAAGAGAAAAUUGAAAAGGAAUUGUAUUAUCAGUAGCAGCUCUGAUAAUAGUAAUCAUAUCAGUAGCAGCUCUGACAAUAGUAAUCAUAUCAGUAGCAGCUCUGAUAAUAGUAAUCAUAUCAGUAGGACGAACAAAUCGGAAAAAUGCAAAAGUGAAGAAAGAAAUCCACAUGAGAAAGACGAAAAAUGUUUGUUCAGUAAUCACUCUGAAGAGGGAAAUAAAGAAGAUGGAAAAAGGAGCACGAGAGGAAAGUACCCCAAGUGCUUAUUUAGUAGCAGUUCAGAUGAGAAGAGUAAAAAUACGAAGAGUUUAGAAUCAUAUAACAGACUAUGCACAAAGGAAACAAUUGUUCAUCCUAACUUUAGUGAGAAAAAAAAAAAAAAAAAAAGGCUAAAAAAAAUUACCACUUUUAUGAACUAUGAUACGGAACCUAGAGAUACAGAUGGUGAGGAAAAUAAAAGUGGUAGUGUAAAAGGAAUGGACAGAUGCAAAAGUAUAAAUAAAUUUCAAGACGAGAAAAAUAAGGAUUACACUGUUGAGGUGAUGCAAAGUAAUCUGAAUGAGAAUGGAAGAAAAGGAGUAGCAAAUUAUCCCGAUGGAAAUAAGAUUUAUAACAAGUAUGAGAAAAGAAAAGAAGCAAUAUACCGUUUAAUAAACUUCGAAAAGUUAAAAAAAAGAGCUUCAAGAAAAUUAAACUUUAUGAGUAUUGUUGAUAUAACAAAAGAGGAAAACGAUUCACCGUCUUCCCCUCAUUUGUGUACAUAUUCUACAUCACGGGAAGAAAAAAAGGAAAGUGUAAAUAACUCAGAAGACGACAUUUUAAACCAAACAGGGAUCAGUUACGAGCUUUCUAAUGAAUCUACUUACUCAAAUGAACAUAAUAAUGCAAUUGCAAUGAAAGAGAAAAACAACAAUAGAACCAUUGAUAUAUAUAAUUACUACUACUUGGAUAGGAAUAAGAACGAAUCUGGUAUACUUAGAGAUGUAGAAAAAAUAGUAGACACAAGAAGUUGCAGUGGGGAGGAAAAUUUAUAUGAACGUUUAUUUGGAGAAAUGUCCAAUUUUUCAAAAGGUAGAUGGGUGAAUAGUCUUCAAUUGUCUGAUUCUGUAAGGAGCGACAGUGAUGUGAUAGAAGCCUCAAAGAAGUCUAUGAAGAAAAGGAAGAAAUCAAUUUUGCAAGAAAGAAAGUCAUUAAAAAUGAACCCGAUAAAAAUGAAUCGGGAGAAGUGCAACAUGGUCAUGCGAAAUUUAAUGCUAUAUAGGAAUUUUAAAAAUAUAAACGUGGAAUUGUCUAGACAAAACAAUUUGAAGGGAUUGAAUUUUAAAAAAAUGGUGUCCAAUUUUAUUCGUGUCAUAAAUAAAAACAUAUGGGAAAUGAAUGAACAGGGUGAUAUGAACAUGGUAGAAAAAAUGAACAACUUGAGGAACAGCUUAGAAAACACUAGUGAUGUAGAAGAAAGAUUGUUGACCCCUGAUCAUAAGACGAAUGGAGAAGAAGAAACAGUUGCAUUAUUUGGGGAAGAUGUAAAUGUGGAAGAGAAGCAUUCCCAAUUGGGGAAAGCAAAAUGUGUUUGCAUAUUUUGCGUUGAAAAUAAUAAAAUACUGACAAAUGAAGAACUAUAUGUAAGUACUUUUAAAUAUAUGGAAGAAAGGAAAAAAGAAGAUACUGUAAUAAAACCUUUUUUUAUGAACAAUUAUGUAUUUACUGCGUUCAUAAAUUAUUCUAUUCACUAUGAAAAUGUAAAAAAUGUGCAUAAAAUGGAAAAUGCACAAAAAAUGAAAAAUUCUCAGUUUUAUAAAUUUAAUAGAGACAUAAAAAAAAAAUACAACAUUAAAAAAGCUAUUCAUUUUGUAGCAAAAAAAGUAACACUUACGAGUAUUGGUAUACAUAUUGAAGGGUCUAAUUUUUUAAAAGAAGAUGAAAAUUUUAUUGUUGUUAUUAAUUUUAUUAAGUGGAAAAUAAUUCGAAAAAGUUAUGAAGAAAUAUUAAAAUUGAAAAAAAAAAAAAAAGAAAAAGAAAAUUUAAGUAUUUUUAAAAAAUUUUUUUUUUUUAUCAAAGCGAUUGAUGAGUAUUGUACGUUGUGUAAUAUACGUGUUGAUCAUCAGCAACCCAGAAGUAAUUUUCGAGAAAAAAAAAAAAAUUUCAUAAAUCACUCUAUAUAUAAACAAAAUGAUCAUUCGUCUGGAAGCAAUUCCAAAUUUUUUGGCCCCUCUUAUUUUUCCUACAAUGAAAUAAAAGUAAACCAAAUUGAAGAAUCUCUCAAUAUAGAUCUAGUCACUUCUAAUGUGCAGUUCGUCCUUGUUGACUCUUUACAUGUGUAUGCAAGCGACACGUUUUAUCUAUACCCUGCACACGUCAUCGUGCUCUUUUGA